CAGAGCUUCACCCUCCUCACGCUCUCGCCGUUCGUUUAUUAACUUCUGACUUUUAUUACUUCUGUCCAGAUAUUUUUGAUCUCACGACGACGACAAGAUGUGGAAGUCUGUGGUGGGUCACAACGUGAACGUGAAGGUGGCGUCUGAGGGGGACGACUGGGAAACAGACCCGGAUUUUGAGAAUGAUGUAUCAGAGCAGGAACAGCGCUGGGGAUCCAAAACCAUCCAGGGUUCAGGACGCAAAGAGCACAUCAGCGUUGCAGAUCUCAGACAGAAGGUAUCUCAGGAACAUGACAUCGUGAAGAAGAAGGAGAUGGAGACGGGACCCAAAGCCUCAUACGGAUACGGAGGAAAAUUCGGAGUGGAGAAGGACCGCAUGGACAAGGAUGCAGUGGGGCACGGCUAUGUGGCAGAGGUGGCACAGCACUCAUCCCAAACGGACGCAUCAAAGGGUUUCGGGGGGAAAUUCGGUGUACAGAAGGACCGCGUGGACCAGUCCGCUCUGGGUUAUCAGUAUAAAGGAGACGUGGAGCAACACGCCUCUCAGAAAGAUUACUCUCAGGGGUUCGGGGGUAAGUUCGGGGUGCAGAAGGAGCGAGUGGAUAAAGCAGCUCUGGGUUACGACUACAAAGGAGAAACCGAAAAACAUCAAUCACAAAAAGAUUACUCUCAGGGAUUCGGGGGGAAGUUCGGGGUGCAGAAGGAGCGAGUGGAUAAAGCAGCUCUGGGUUACGACUACAAAGGAGAAACCGAAAAACAUCAGUCACAAAAAGAUUACUCUCAGGGGUUCGGGGGGAAGUUCGGGGUGCAGAAGGAGCGAGUGGAUAAAGCAGCUCUGGGUUACGACUACAAAGGAGAAACCGAAAAACAUCAAUCACAAAAAGAUUACGUGAAGGGGUUUGGAGGACGUUACGGUGUGGAGGAGGAUCGUAUGGAUCAGAGUGCGGGAUCGUUCGGAGAGAUGCAGUCUCCAACCUCAUCCUACCAGAAAACGUUACCACUGGAGACCUCGAGCACUGGAGCCGGAAAUCUGAAGGCUCGGUUCGAGAACAUGGCUAAAACCUCUGAGGAGGAGAACAAGAGGAGAGCCGAGGAGGAACGGGCGAGGAGAGGAGCUCGAGACAAGAGGGAACGAGAGGAGGCGGCGAACAAAACCAAGGUCCAGAGCAGAGAGUACGAGGAGGAGGAGCAGAAACCUCCGGUCAUUCCUGAAGCUACGAAACCGGCGCAGGACUUCAGACCGCUUCCCGAAGUCCCACGAGAGGAGCCUGAGGUGGACGAGCAGCCGGACGAGCAGCCGGACGAGCAGCCGGACGAGCCGGUCGAGGACUCCACCGAACCACCCACGCUGCCCCCCCGAUCCGCCGACCUGCUGGCCGAAGACGCCCCCCCUCCUCUUCCUCACCGACAGACGGACGAUCCGCAGCCGCGCCCUGACGAAGUGGAUUACGAGGAAAUGGGAACGGCUGAGCAGGCGGUUGCUGAGAACGAUUAUGAAGACGUGGGUCACGUGAAGUCAGCGCGGGCACUGUACGACUAUCAGGGGGAGGCGGACGACGAGAUCUCCUUCGUGCCCGAUGACAUCAUCACCCACAUCGAGCUGGUGGACGAGGGCUGGUGGAGAGGAAGCUGUAAUGGUCGUACUGGUCUGUUCCCAGCAAACUUCGUGGAGCUCAUCUAGCAGAACCAGAACCGGAAACCUGCUGAUGGACGGGUUGCCAGAUCUGUCCCAAAGCUUCCUGCUUUUUUUUUUCUUGUUAGAGUAACUUAAACUCGACCCUGCGUCCACAUAAUAACGACUCGUGUGAAUCACGUUACGCUGCAGAUUUUUAUUGUUUAUUAGAGAAAUGUACUUCUGAAGUGUACUUCUAGUUUGAACUAAACCGGGGUAAACCGGGGUAAACCUCCGGUUUAGCCGAUCAUGUCUGUGUUGACGCCUGGCUGGCUGAUAGCACCACUAACAUUCGAACCCUCACCGACCGCAAUCUUAUAUCAUCAAAUAUAUAAUAAACAUGUAAAGAAAACA
Messenger RNA from Trichomycterus rosablanca, 2026 nucleotides. RefSeq names its product hematopoietic cell-specific Lyn substrate 1 (gene hcls1). The record is from RefSeq and is a predicted model, not a curated record. Gene Ontology annotation, cellular component: site of polarized growth; plasma membrane; cortical actin cytoskeleton. The transcript has 16 exons. Lineage: Eukaryota; Metazoa; Chordata; Actinopteri; Siluriformes; Trichomycteridae. Gene Ontology annotation, molecular function: actin filament binding. Gene Ontology annotation, biological process: regulation of actin filament polymerization. Bases 98 to 1681 code for a protein of 527 amino acids.